GUUUCUGUCAGAAAAUGCGUCGUGUGUGAAAAAACGGAAAAAGCAGUAAAGGCAGCAGAAAAUUUCGAUUUUUCAGCACGUCAAAAUCCAUUGCUUGGUAAGUUUUUCGAACGUGUGCAGUGAUUGCUAGACGUUGUUUUCUGAUCUAGAAGUUUGAAACCUCCAUCGAUGGAUUCCUCGGCCAUGUCGCUCAAGUCUGCGGACGAUAUCCCGCUGGCGGAUGAUGAUCUGGAAGUGAUCAUCAACGACGAUGACAGCUCCAAGUACAUGCAGAACGGUCGCUCACUGGAUUCCAUCGCCAGCUCGUAUACGAAUGGCAAUUCCAGUCCGCGUCACUUCCUCGAGAGCGAAGGACCCGAUGCGGACGAGCAAGAGGAGCGCGCUCGACUCAUCACUCAGGUUCUGGAGCUGCAAAACACCCUGGACGAUCUGUCCCAGCGGGUAGACAGCGUCAAGGAGGAGAAUCUGAAGCUCCGCUCCGAGAAUCAGGUCCUGGGACAGUACAUCGAAAAUCUGAUGUCCGCUUCGUCGGUGUUCCAAUCGACCAACCAGGGUCAGGCAUCGUCGGCCCCGAAGAAGAAGUAAAGAAAUGGAGAUGGCAGGAAAUAAUGUUUCCUUCAAAGACCAAAGAAAGCGGAACGAUUCCUUUCGUACGUACCUAUUUAAUGCAGAUUUUUCUCCACGCUGGUGCUAGGGAUACGAACAAAAUGAUCAUUGUAGAAACACACGCUUUCCAGUUCAAGUUUGACGAUUAUUUUGAAAACAGAAAUCGCUUAAUUAUUACUCAGCUUCAACAGUGUUGAUGAACUACUCUACAUAUAGUAAAUGACAGGACUUUGGGCAUAGAUUGAGAGGCAAUUCGUGUAAACGACACUGCAACUAUUUUUUGAAAGAUAUGAAUUUUGCACGGAUCGAGCAAAGAUAUGACACUAUAGAUUCACUGUAGAGCGCAUACCUAGGGUAUUUUUUUUUAGUUGGUCAGUUUUUGUUCAAGAAAAGUACUGCUAUUCGAAAGGCUGUUUUGUUAUUAAUUGCCAUGAUUAUUUUCUGGUCGUUUAGGCAUUAUUGUUUACGGAAGUUAAUUCUGUGUUCGGAUAAAACUCCUCAAAUAUCUUUGUUUUGAAUAUUUAAAUAAGUAAGUUUAAUACUCUUUUGAUUUAACGCUUACAUAGUCCUUAAGGAGGUAUAAGGACAGAUUUCCAUGAUCGUAAUUAAGCAUUUUCCUUUUAUGUUUAUUUAAACUCGAAUUCGUUUAUAAGUUUUAUAUAACAACGUGAUCAAAUAAUUUCCACUCAUACGCAUUGUAUUACGGAUUAAUAACUAAUAAAUUUUUCGCUUUGUACGAACAA
Messenger RNA from Ochlerotatus camptorhynchus, 1349 nucleotides. RefSeq names its product short coiled-coil protein homolog. Gene Ontology annotation, cellular component: trans-Golgi network. The record is from RefSeq and is a predicted model, not a curated record. Bases 169 to 585 code for a protein of 138 amino acids. Lineage: Eukaryota; Metazoa; Arthropoda; Insecta; Diptera; Culicidae. The transcript has 2 exons.